GGGAUGCAUGCAACUUUUCCCUUGCUUCUGAAAUGAUAACUCUGCAUUCGUUCUCAACCACCAUUAAUCAUGCAUAGCUGUGCUCACUGAGGCAAUGUUUUUGAGAGCCGAUGGAUGAACAAGAUCUUAUUAGCACUGGUUUCCGUGGUUUAUCGCUCAUGGCCAAUGUCACACAGAAUUUUCAGCCAGGAUGGGAACGCCCAGCAGCUGGAUGUCCAGCUGCCAAUUCAUCAGUUUGAGAAGAAGAAUUCCCCAGAGUGUAAUUACUGGAUAAAACAUGAAUGGAUGUUUUCAAGACUAUUGACAUGGAUUGUCAAGUUAUUUUCCAAAAGUGUUUUGCCAUCUGCAUUUCUUCUCCUGUGUCAGAAUGUCUACUUCAGCUGUGUCCAUCGUUAAGGAGGUAGGAUGCAUGGUUAAGAACCUAGGCUCAGAACCAGAUUGCUCAACUGAAGUGCUUGCUCUGCCACUUACUCCAUGAUCUCAGACACUUUACUUAAUCUCUUUAUGUCUCUGUUCUCCCUUUGAAGAAUGAAGAUAAAAAUAGUACUUCCUCAUAGUGAGAAUGAAAUGAAUUAAUAUAUGCAAAGAGAUUAGAAUUUGCCUGGCACAUGGCAAGCGCUAUUUUAAUAUUAGUUGUUAUUACCCCAUCUACUACCACGGAUAUGACUGAGGCAAAAGAUAACCGAUGAAAAUCUAACAGUGUCCUGCAUCAGGGUGUGGUGACUUGAAUAGUGUCCCCUAAAUUUCAUGUCCACUGGGAAACCUCAGAAUGUGACCUUAGUGGAAAUAGAGAGUUUGCUUAUGUCGUCGAGUGAGGAGGCAGUCAUACUGGGUCAGGGAGGACCCGAAUCCAAUGGCUGGUGUCCCUACAAGAAGAGGGAACAUACAGAGACAGAGGAGAAGGCCCUGUGAAGGUGGAGGAAGAGACUGCAGUCACGCUUCCACAGCCUGAGGAAUGCCUGUGGCCACCAGCGGCUGGAGGAGUCAAGGAAGGAUCCCUAGAGCCUUCAGAAGAAUCUUUGGAAUGAAUACACAUCCAGGAGCGAAGAAGACAAGCUCUACUGCCAUUCUCUGAGCAGUUCAAGGCAUACUGACUUGCGUGAGUUGUGUGGUGGUCCACUCUGACUGCAAGCACCCCUUUCUUGAACUGAACAGAGUCAAGUGGAAUCAAAGGACCUUGUAAAGUUAAGAAUGUCAGAAACCUCCAGAAUCGCCUUUGGAGGCAGGAGAGCGGUUCCACCCAAUAACUCUAAUGCAGCGGAAGAUGACCUGCCCACACUGGAGCUUCAGGGCGUGGUGCCCCGGGGUGUCAACCUGCAAGAGUUUCUUAAUGUCACGAGCAUUCACCUAUUCAAGGAGAGAUGGGACACUAACAAGGUGGACCACCACACUGACAAGUAUGAAAACAACAAGCUGAUUGUCCGCAGAGGGCAGUCUUUCUACAUUCAGAUUGACUUCAAUCGUCCAUAUGACCCCAGACGGGAUCUCUUCAGGGUGGAAUACGUCAUUGGUCGCUACCCACAGGAGAACAAGGGAACCUACAUCCCAGUGCCUAUAGUCUCAGAGUUACAAAGUGGAAAGUGGGGGGCCAAGAUUGUCAUGAGAGAGGACAGGUCUGUGCGGCUGUCCGUCCAGUCUUCCCCCGAAUGUAUUGUGGGGAAAUUCCGCAUGUAUGUUGCUGUCUGGACCCCCUAUGGCAUAAUUAGAACCAGUCGAAACCCAGAAACAGACACGUACAUUCUCUUCAAUCCUUGGUGUGAAGAUGAUGCUGUGUACCUGGACAAUGAGAAAGAAAGAGAAGAGUAUGUCCUGAAUGACAUUGGGGUAAUUUUUUAUGGAGAGGUCAAUGACAUCAAGACCAGAAGCUGGAGCUAUGGUCAGUUUGAAGAUGGCAUCCUGGACACUUGCCUGUAUGUGAUGGACAGAGCGCAAAUGGACCUCUCUGGAAGAGGGAAUCCCAUCAAAGUCAGCCGUGUGGGGUCUGCAAUGGUGAAUGCCAAAGAUGACGAAGGUGUCCUCGUUGGAUCCUGGGACAAUAUCUAUGCCUAUGGUGUCCCCCCAUCGGCCUGGACUGGAAGCGUUGACAUUCUAUUGGAAUACCAGAGCUCUGAAAAUCCAGUCCGAUAUGGCCAAUGCUGGGUUUUUGCUGGUGUCUUUAACACAUUUUUACGAUGCCUUGGAAUACCAGCAAGAAUUGUUACCAAUUAUUUCUCAGCCCAUGAUAAUGAUGCCAAUUUGCAAAUGGACAUCUUCCUGGAAGAAGAUGGGAACGUGAAUUCCAAACUCACCAAGGAUUCAGUGUGGAACUACCACUGCUGGAAUGAAGCAUGGAUGACAAGGCCUGACCUUCCUGUCGGAUUUGGAGGCUGGCAAGCUGUGGACAGCACCCCCCAGGAAAAUAGCGAUGGCAUGUAUCGGUGUGGCCCCGCCUCGGUUCAAGCCAUCAAGCACGGCCACGUCUGCUUCCAAUUUGAUGCACCUUUUGUUUUUGCAGAGGUCAACAGCGACCUCAUUUACAUUACAGCUAAGAAAGAUGGCACUCAUGUGGUGGAAAAUGUGGAUGCCACCCACAUUGGGAAAUUAAUUGUGACCAAACAAAUUGGAGGAGAUGGCAUGAUGGAUAUUACUGAUACUUACAAAUUCCAAGAAGGUCAAGAAGAAGAGAGAUUGGCCCUAGAAACGGCCCUGAUGUACGGAGCUAAAAAGCCCCUCAACACGGAGGGUGUCAUGAAAUCGAGGUCCAAAGUUGACAUGGACUUUGAAGUGGAAAAUGCCGUGCUGGGAAAAGACCUCAAGCUCACCAUCACCUUCCGGAACAACAGCCACAACCAUUACACCAUCACAGCUUAUCUCUCAGCCAACAUCACCUUCUACACCGGGGUCUCGAAGGCAGAAUUCAAGAAGGAGACGUUCGACGUGACGCUGGAGCCCUUGUCCUUCAAGAAAGAGGCGGUACUGAUCCAAGCCGGCGAGUACAUGGGUCAGCUGCUGGAACAAGCGUCCCUGCACUUCUUUGUCACAGCUCGCAUCAAUGAGACCAGGGAUGUUCUGGCUAAGCAAAAGUCCACCGUGCUGACCAUCCCUAAGCUCAUCAUCAAGGUCCGUGGCGCUCAGGUAGUUGGUUCUGACAUGAUUGUGACAGUUGAAUUUACCAAUCCUUUAAAAGAAACCCUGCGAAAUGUCUGGAUACACCUGGAUGGUCCUGGAAUAACAAGACCAAUGAGGAAGAUGUUCCGUGAAAUCCGGCCCAACUCCACCGUGCAGUGGGAAGAAGUGUGCCGGCCCUGGGUCUCUGGGCCUCGGAAGCUGAUAGCCAGCAUGAGCAGUGACUCCCUGAGACAUGUGUAUGGCGAGCUGGACGUGCAGAUUCAAAGACGACCUUCCAUGUGAAUGCACAGGAGGCUGAGAUGAACCGUGGCAUUUGGCGUUUUGUAGUCUUGGCUAAGGAAAUUCUAACACAAAAAUAGCUCUUGCUUUGGCUUAGGUGUGAAGACCCAGAGAGGGCCCCAGAGUGGAGAUCCCACGUAUUUCAAAAACAUACUUUUCAAAACCCAGGCUAUUCAGCAUGGAAGUUAGUUGUUAAUCUCUCUACUUUCCAAAGAAUGCUGAACAUUAGUUUUAAUUAAGCUCUAAUUAAGCUCUCAUAGCUCAUAAGAGUAACAGUCGUCAUUUAUCAUCACAAAUGGCUACAGCUCCAAAUAUCAGUGGGCUCUCUUACCAGGGAGAUUUGCUCAAUACCUGGCCUCAUUUAAAACAAGACUUCAGAUUCCCCACUCAGCCUUUUGGGAAUAAUAGCACAUGAUUUGGCCUCUAGAAUUCCAAUCCCCUUUCUUGGGGUCAGGUUCUACCCUCCAGGUCAGAAUAUUUUUCCUAGGACUGGAGCACAAUGUGAUCUUUAUUUUUGGCAAAGCCAGGAAAAGGUCUUUCAUUUUGCACCUGCAGCCAAGCAAAUGCCUGCCAAAUUUUACAGAUUUACCUUGUGAGAAGAGGUGGCCCCAUAUUAACAAAUUGCAUUUGUGGGAAACUUAAUCACCUACAAGGAGAUAAGAAAGCAGGUGCAGCACUCAAGUCUACUGAAUAAUGUAGUUCUGUGGUGCAUUUUACAGAAGGUGUCGCACUGUGGCCUGAUCAGCAGGAGCCAAUAUCCCUUACUUUAACCCUUUUUGGGAUGCAAUACUAGGAAGUAAAGUGAGGGAUUUAUCUCUUUAGUUAGUGGCUAUAUUUCACCUAUCUCUCAGGAAUCAUCUCCUUUGCAGAAUGAUGCAGGUUCAGGUCCCUUUUCAGAGAUGUAAUAAGCCCAAUAAGAUGGAGAAGCUGGUGGAUCUAGUGACCAGA
Molecule: messenger RNA, 4335 nt
Organism: Macaca mulatta (Rhesus monkey)
Lineage: Eukaryota; Metazoa; Chordata; Mammalia; Primates; Cercopithecidae
Source: RefSeq, a predicted model, not a curated record